This is a messenger RNA of Ilyonectria robusta, 1557 nucleotides long. RefSeq names its product cytochrome P450. Bases 1 to 1557 code for a protein of 518 amino acids. Lineage: Eukaryota; Fungi; Ascomycota; Sordariomycetes; Hypocreales; Nectriaceae. The record is from RefSeq and is a predicted model, not a curated record. The transcript is spliced from 3 exons. Gene Ontology annotation, molecular function: oxidoreductase activity, acting on paired donors, with incorporation or reduction of molecular oxygen; heme binding; iron ion binding.
AUGUAUGGCCUUAUUGCAUUCAUGGUGGUUUUCAUUGCCAUCAUCGGUCGGCUCCUAGUCUGGCCAGUUGUCAAGUACUUUCUUGACCCAAAGGGUCUUCGCAAGUAUCCUGGCAUGACACCGCUAUCGGGUAUCAGCAACAUUCCCUUCAUGAUCAAGGCUUCGGGGGGGUACAGAUGUGGACGAUUGGCAGAACUGCACAAGAUUCAUCCAGUAAUCCGCACAGGGCCAAACUCACUCUCCUACGGGCACCUGCAUGCGAUAAAGGAUAUCUACGGACACGGAACCAAAUGCUUCAAGGACGAUUUCUACGACGUCUUAUCCGGCACACAUUUCAAUGUUGCCGACGUCGUCGACAAGCAUGAGCACCAGCGAAAGCGUAAGGUUCUUUCUGCCGCGUACGCCAUCAAGAACCUUGAGAGCUGGGAGUUCAAGGUUGUUGACAAGGUGGAACGCCUCAUCAAGCAAUUCGAUGCUCGUUGCACUCUGCCUCUGAAGGCGGGCACAAUGCCCAUACCGGAGGAGCUGAACGUCGAGUUCAGGGCAUGGGCCAACUUCUUUACCAUGGAAGCCAUUGUGGAUAUUGGCAUGAGCAAUAUUCUAGGCUUCCUAGAUCGAGGAGAUGAUGACACCAAAGCAGAGGGCCUGGACGGCAAAAUUCAAACUGCUCAUUACCGCGAAGCUAUUCAUUCCAACUUGACAGCCCAGUCUCACCUCGUCUGGUCCUAUGACUGGUUUGAGAUACUUCAAAAGUUUGCCGCCAUCUUCUCACCAAAGUAUCGAAAACUCUUUCGCACGGGUAAAAGCUUUGAUGGCAUUGUGAUGCAUCAGACCCGUGAGCGACUACGUCGUUACCAGGAUGGAGAGAAACUCGAUGAUUUCUUCCAAGCUUUGAUGGAAAGCAAGGAUGGAACACCAAACCAUCUUCCAUUUGGCGAGAUCUUCGCCGAAAUGAGCGUCAUGUUAAACGCUGGGUCCGUCACCACCGCCAUCGCCAUCACAAACGUCAUCUACCUUCUCCUGCGUCAUCCGGAUGCUCUUGAAAAGCUCAGGAACGAAAUUGAUAGCGUGGUAGAUGAGGACGAAGUCGUGAUCCCAUUUGACAAGCUUAGAGACCUACCUUACCUUCGUGCUUGCUUGGACGAAAGUCUUCGCCUCUUCCCUCCUACAACAUUUGGGCUGCCUAGAAAGACACCACCGGAAGGUUGUACUAUAUUGGGUGAGUUUGUCCCAGGAAACACAUCUGUUUCCAUAUCAUCGUACGUCGCCCACCGAGAUGAACGAGUGUUCCCUGAUGCAGAAGCGUUCAUCCCGGAGCGGUGGCUUGGGGAGGAGGGCAAGAAGCUACAGCCAUACUUCAUUACCUUUAGUGCGGGUGCCAGAGGCUGUAUUGGACGCAAUAUCAGCUACCUAGAACAAACUGUUCUGGUAGCAUCGCUGGUUCGUCGCUAUGAGAUGGCGUUACCUUCACCGGACUGGAGGCUGGAAAGGGUUGAACACUUUAACCUAGUGCCCGAGGGUAUGCCCAUGAAGAUCUGGCGACGAACAGGGUUCUAA